Molecule: messenger RNA, 2075 nt
Organism: Blepharisma stoltei
Lineage: Eukaryota; Ciliophora; Heterotrichea; Heterotrichida; Blepharismidae
Source: the annotation of a GenBank genome assembly
AUGAAGCAAAGUUUUAUAGUAUCCCAAUUCAAUUUUUUUUUUAUAUUAAAUAAUAUCAUGACUCUCCCUUCAGAGCAUGCAAAGAGUUUUAUUAUUUUUUUUAAUUUGAAUUCCAAUUUGCAACGAUUAAGUUAAACCACUAGUUUUAGUGUUUUACAAUGAAAAAAAUUUAAAGGAUUAAAAUUUGCUUCAAAAUUAAAUUUUUUAUACUGUCACUAUCGCUUAUUUGUUUUCUGAGGAUUAAGGAUUUUUCUAUAUUUGAUGCUUUAGAGUUUUAAUGAAAAGUCAAUUUAGUUUAGACAUAAAUGAAGGCAUCAACACUUACACAACUAUAUUGGCCUACACAAUGUCAAAAUAAAGAAGGCUAUAUAAUAGGCUGGUCUAUUCGAGGCUUUGUUUGCUGUAUCAUAACUGUCCUUGAUCUUCCUUUGGCUAAAAUAGAAAAUACACUUAAGCAAAUCGGAGAAAAGGUAGAGGUUCUAGGAAUUGUGAGUGCUGGAACACAAGAACCUCAAGAAGCCAUUGAGAAAAGAGCGGUUUCUGAUAUAUGAUUUUCUGCUACUGUGGAAUCUAAUUGCAUUAGACUUAUGGAUCUUCAUUGUUGUGGAUAUCGAUAUAAAGCUAGUGCCCACAUAAUAUUUUAUGACAACUCAAAGGUUAAUAUAGACACUUGCAAUAUGCUUUGUCCAGAAAUUUUUUACAGAAAACUCAUAAACCAGCCACAAAAACUGCAGAAAAUGGAACCCUCUACUCUACAGCUUGUAUGCAAUCAGAUUAAUCGGUGUGCAUUUAUUGAAAAAAGAAUAUUAACAAAGCUAGAACUUGAGCCGCCUCCUGCAGGAAAAUGAAGCAAAAGCUCGUUCUAUUCAGGAUGCGUAGUCAUUAUGCUAAUUUUUCAAGUUUUAGGGGAAUUUAUACUGGCGAUUUAUAAUUUGUAAUUUUUAUAUAGUAAAAUUCCAAUUAUCCAAAAAGGGAUCAGCGAUCUGCCAAUUAAAAGCAAACUUUUUUGGCAUUUAAGCAAAAGAUUAAAUAUUUUGAGCACCUGGGAAUUAAAUGAUAUGGCAAUCAAGCCAAAAUACCCAUGUCCAUAUUUAGCAAGAGGAUUUGUAAACGAUUAUCUUACCUCCCGAGCAAUAGUAAUGCAAGCAGUUUUUGAUUGGUUGAUCGGUAUAUUUUUGCUGCUUCUCCUGCACCACUUUGCUUCAGACACCCUAUUAGUUUUCCACACAUUGGGCUCAACAGUCCACAUCGAGGUCUUAAAAUCAGAAAUUACCUGACUUAUGGGCCUUCCUGCAGGUUUUAAGCCAAACGAGGCAUUAGACAACACAAUAGGCAAAAACAUUUUAAUCCUUAUAGACUCCUGAAACUAUGUAACUACCUUUCUAACAAAAUUUGAGCCUGAAAUAGUGCAGCUUUUUGCAAUAUUCGGCGUUUUUGGUGUCAGUUUCCAAACAGCUCUAUUAUCAGAUUUAGUAGAUUUUUGCACUUUGCAUAUGUAAAUAUUAUAUAGACAUUAUAUUUAUGUAUUUGUUGGGCAAGUUUAUAGUCUGCAGAUACAAAUUAUCCAUUCUUUGUGUAGGCUUAUAAUUGGAAAUAAAAAGAACGUAUUAAAAGGGGUAAAAGUUAUGUAGAGAAUCGACAAAGGGGAUUAUUCAGUUGACGAAAUUUUAUUAGGAACUCUUAUUUUUACUGGCUUAAUUUUCCUGUAUCCUACAAUUGCUAUGUAUUACUUGUGUUUUGUAAGUAUCUGAUUAAGUGUCCAAUUCGUCCAAACUAUUUUAACGUUCGCCUUGAUCUUUUUAAAUCAUUUUCCCUGCUUUUUGCUUUGGGCUUACUUUAUCUAUCCCACAUAUUUCACUAGAUCAGUUUACUUCGAGAUGGUCCAAACACCAAUAAAUGUCUAUUUUCCUACAAAUUAUAUGAAAUUGCACACCCAAAAAGUCCCAAUUUCCAAAAUUUUUUAUGAUUUUACCUCAAGAUUAAAACUAGUUGCUGCGAAUCUUCUGAAUUUUACAAUUAUAAAAAACAUUUUACUAGGAACACAAAUACCAAAAAUUAGCCAUUGGGAGUUUUAA